Populus nigra (black poplar) is the source of this 3140-nucleotide messenger RNA. RefSeq names its product chloroplastic group IIA intron splicing facilitator CRS1, chloroplastic. The record is from RefSeq and is a predicted model, not a curated record. NCBI's taxonomy places the organism in Eukaryota, Viridiplantae, Streptophyta, Magnoliopsida, Malpighiales, Salicaceae. Gene Ontology annotation, molecular function: mRNA binding. Bases 49 to 2427 code for a protein of 792 amino acids. The transcript is spliced from 9 exons. Gene Ontology annotation, biological process: RNA splicing, via transesterification reactions.
AAAAUCCACUCACGCUCGCUCGCUCGCUCACAAGUGAAUCAACCACUCAUGGCUUCAUCAGCUCUGUGUCUCAAAUUUUUCUCUUCUUACACUCCCAUCACAUCCUCCUUAAACCCAACAACAAAAAAGCAUGGUAAUACUAACUUAAACAAUGCCCAGAUAACAACCCCUUCAUUUAUGUUUGCAAACAACAACAACAAAGAACUUGCGGUGUUAACAAACCCCAUUUCGCAAUCCAAUGCCACCACCAAUGUUAAAGUGCCAACACCUCCAUGGAUAAAGGGUCCUCUCAUUCUCCAACCCCACGAACUCCUUAACCUCACCAACCCCAAAAACAAGAAGCCAAUAAAGAAUGACAAGAUUGAAAAAGAUGACAAGGCUUUGACUGCUAAAGAAAGUGGGGUUAGAGGCAAUAAAGCAAUGAUACAGAUUGUUAAAAGUGUUGAAAGACUGCAAAGAGAUGAAAACUUGAAGGACACCCAAGAGAUUUCUGAGAGUGGAGAGAGUUUAAAGCAGCUCGGAAAAGAAAGGAUUUUAAGUGUUUUCGGUGACAAAAGGAUUGUAAGAAGUAUUGAAAAACUCCAAGAAGAUCAAAACUUGAAGGAAACCCCAGUGAAUUCUGGGGGUUUUGAGAUUGGAGAGGGUUUAAAACAGCUUAACGGAGAUGGGGUUUCGGGGUUUAGGGAAAAAAAGCUGCCAUGGGUGAGAGAAGAGAGAGUUGGGAAUUGGAGAAUGAAAAAAGAGAAGGUGGUUAGCAAGGCCGAGUUGAGUCUUGAUAAGGAGUUACUUGAGAGAUUGAGAGGAGAGGCUGCAAAGAUGAGGACUUGGGUAAAGGUGAAGAAAGCUGGGGUGACUCAGAGUGUAGUUGAUGAGAUAAGAUUGACUUGGAGAACGAGUGAGCUGGCUAUGAUUAAAUUCUAUAUGCCUUUGUGUAGAAAUAUGAAUAGAGCAAGAGAUAUUGUUGAGAUGAAGACAGGAGGCUUGGUUGUUUGGACCAGAAAAGAUAUUCAUGUUGUUUAUAGAGGAUGCAAUUAUCAGUGGAAGAAAAACUUUAAUACAGCUACAAUCGAGGAAAGUUUUCCCAGAAAUGGUGGAGAAGAAGAGUCUAUAUCAGCUGGCAUCUUAAUGGAAGCAGAUUUGAAUACACAACCAAUUAAUGGAUCACUGUUUGAGAGAGAAACUGAUAGAUUAUUAGAUGGCUUAGGACCUCGUUUUGUUGACUGGUGGAUGCGAAAGCCAUUGCCAGUAGAUGCAGAUUUGCUUCCAGAAGUAGUUAAAGGAUUCAGGUCUCCAUCAAGGCUUUGUCCUCCACGUAUGAGAUCAAAGUUGAAAGAUGAUGAACUGACAUACUUGAGAAAGCUUGCUCAAUCUCUACCCACACAUUUUGUCCUUGGGAGGAACAGAAGACUUCAAGGCCUAGCUGCUGCUAUCUUGAAGUUGUGGGAAAAGACUAUUAUAGCUAAAAUUGCUGUGAAGUGGGGAGUUCCAAAUACCAACAAUGAGCAAAUGGCAGAUGAGCUUAAGAGUCUCACUGGAGGAGUUCUGCUGCUUCGGAAUAAGUUCUUUAUAAUACUUUAUAGAGGCAAAGACUUUCUUCCUGGCCAAGUUGCAAAUGUAAUAGUGGACAGAGAAAUUGCACUUAGAAAAUGCCAAACCAACGAAGAAGGUGCAAGAAUGAAAGCAAUUGAAACUUCUUAUAUGCCCGGCGGACCAACCAACACAAGCAGAAGUGGAACUUUAUAUGAAUUUCAGGAAUUCCAAAUCAAAUUUCAGAAGACGGCAAAAGCGGACUCUGAAAUUCAAUUAGAAGCUUAUAAGGAAAAACUAGAGAGGGAAUUGAGGAAUCAAGAAUACAGGCUUCGCAUUCUUAAAAGUAAGAUAGAGAAGCCAGCGAGGGACUUGUCAAAAUUGAAUUCUGCAUGGGUACCUAGUCCACGGGAUGCAGACCAAGGAAUAAUGACAGAAGAGGAAAGAGAAUGCUUCCGGAAGAUAGGACAGAAGCUACGUGGUAGCUUAGUGCUUGGGAGGCGUGGGGUCUUUGAGGGUGUUAUGGAAGGUCUGCAUCAGCACUGGAAGCACAGAGAAGUGGUGAAGGUGAUUACAAUGCAGAGAGUGUUUUCCCAGGUCAUUCACACUGCAACAUUGCUUGAAGCAGAAAGUGAUGGGAUCCUAGUUUCAGUGGACAAGCUAAAAGAAGGUCAUGCCAUAAUUAUUUACCGUGGAAAAAAUUACAAACGCCCUCUAAGGCUUCUAAAGAAGAAUCUUUUAACCAAAAGAGAAGCAUUAAAGAGAUCUCUUCUAAUUCAGAGAGUUGGGUCGUUGAAGUUUUUUGCAAAUCAGAGAGAGCGUGUGAUCUCAGAUUUGAAACUCAAACUGGCAGAGCUUCAUAGAUCCAAGGAAAAACAUCUUAAAAGUGAUACACUAUGAGCUAAUAGUGGAUCACAUAGUGAUUCCUCAUGAUAUAAGGGAGUGCAGUGAAGAUUUUCGAUAGGGAGGACUUCCCCACUUCUUCAAUAUCAUACUAGAAAAAUCCUGCCUAUGCCAUAUCGUCAAUAAAUGCGAAGAGUCAAUUUAGACAACUCUGAAGGCAGGGUGCCAGAGAGGUUUAUUGAGGAUUCUUUACCAGAGGUAUCACAUUGCACACCAAUCCAGUUGGUGCAGAAGCCUUUGGAGGACACAUUGGACCAGCCUGAUGGCAAGGGGUUCAGGGAAUUAGCUAGUUUCAGCAUGACAGCAACAUCAUUGGCCGUGACAGAUGAGAGAAUGAGAAGGAAACUGAGAUGAUGACUCAUUGAGGGAAUUGGAUAGAUAAAGCGAUAGAAAUGAACAAUCUAGACUCUCUAAGGUUUAUUUGGUUUUGAAGAGGAUGUGAUUUUCAUUUCAUCUUUUCUUUUUUCUUGUCAGCUAAGAGGUUACAGCCAAUGCUAGGAUUUCAAGAAGAUAAAUCAGUCCCUUGAUUAUUUUUGGAUGCCGUUAACACAUCUUAACUAGUUAAAAAAACUAAAUUACACAUUAUGUACUAACAGGAACGCAGGCUAAGGAGAGUUGAAGAACUUAGCUAGAAAAAUAUUCUUAGCAAAGGCAGCUUUCAGGUUUGACUCUGCUAGUUGCUUCAGAAUCAAAAUUUUCAUUUUUGAGUA